AUGCCCUCUUAUGCCAAAUUUAUGAAGGAUAUUAUUUCCAAAAGGAGCAGCACCGACACUGACCCUAUUGUACUAACCGAAACUUGUAGUGCAAUUUUGCAGGGUGUGAAGAUUCCGGUGAAGAAGAAAGAUCGAGGCUCGGUAACUAUCACAUGCAGUAUUGGGGAUAAAUCUUUCAAAAAGGACCUUAUAGACUUGGGGGCAAGUGUGAGUCUCAUGUCGUUAUCCAUUUACAAGAGGUUGGGGAUCGGAAAAGUGCAAGAUACCAGAAUGACACUUCAAUUUGCUGAUCACUCUGUGAAGAGACCCUAUUGA
Lathyrus oleraceus (garden pea) is the source of this 315-nucleotide messenger RNA. RefSeq lists its product as uncharacterized. The coding region runs from base 1 to 315 and encodes 104 amino acids. NCBI's taxonomy places the organism in Eukaryota, Viridiplantae, Streptophyta, Magnoliopsida, Fabales, Fabaceae. The record is from RefSeq and is a predicted model, not a curated record. The transcript has a single exon.